UCCAGGUUAGAGUUACCCAAACAGAAAGUUGAGUGUUAUAAAUUACACCUCCCACAGACCAGAAUUCAUAUCCAUUGGUCAGGGGCAAACACCAAGGACUCUGUAUCCUCAGUCACUUUGUGCCACUUCACCAAGUCGGAGCCAAAGGAAAUCUUGAAAGAUGAGAAUGCUAGCAAGAAUUGCCCUGGUACUUACCAUCUUUGAUGCCACACUGACUGCCCCAACUACAGAGCUCCUUAACUAUGAUUCAGAGGUCUAUGAUGCCAUCUUGGAGGAUGUGGGGACCUUGUAUAACUAUGAGCACAUACCUGUCAACAAAAUGCAGACUGAAAAAGUGACAGAGAGGCUUUCUGGGAACAGAGAGCUCCUCACCCCAGGUCCACAGCUAGAGGACACCCAGGAUGAGGACAAGGAUGAAGAAUCCACCCCCAGGCUGAUCGACGGCUCUUCCCCACAAGAACCAGAAUUCCCAGGGCUUCUGGGUCCACACACCAACGAAGACUUUCCAACCUGCCUACUGUGUACUUGUAUAAGUACCACUGUAUACUGUGAUGACCAUGAACUGGAUGCCAUUCCUCCCCUACCUAAGAAGACUGCAUAUUUCUAUUCACGUUUUAACAGAAUUAAGAAGAUCAACAAAAAUGACUUUGCCAGCCUAAGUGAUUUAAAAAGGAUUGAUUUGACAUCAAAUUUAAUAUCUGAGAUUGAUGAAGAUGCAUUCAGAAAGCUUCCCAGUCUCCAAGAGCUUGUUCUACGGGACAAUAAAAUAAAGCAGCUUCCAGAAUUGCCAAACACUUUGACAUUUAUUGAUAUCAGCAACAAUAGACUUGGAAGAAAAGGGAUUAAACAGGAAGCAUUUAAAGAUAUGUAUGAUCUCCACCAUCUCUAUAUCACGGAUAACAGCUUGGACCACAUCCCUCUGCCUCUUCCAGAAAGUCUACAGGCUCUUCACCUCCAGAAUAACGACAUUCUAGAGAUGCAUGAAGAUACUUUCUGUAAUGUUAAAAAUUUAACUUAUGUUCGUAAGGCACUAGAGGACAUUCGACUGGAUGGAAACCCUAUUAACCUCAGCAAAACUCCUCAAGCAUACAUGUGCCUACCUCGUCUGCCCAUUGGGAGUUUUGUCUAAUGUUAGAAUGUUAGGCAAACAUUAGAAUUUUGAAGCUUUCUGUAGCCAAGUGAUGCCUAGCUCUCUUCAGGAACAAGCUUAGUAUAUUUCAGAUGUGUUCAGAAUUGUGGCAUGAUUAUAGAAAAUCAUAAACUAAGGGUGUUAAGGUAAAAUGAGAAUUUAAUAAUUUAACUAAACAUAAUUAGGUAUAAAUUUACAAUAUGUACAGACAGUAAAUACAAUGACAAGAUAUUUCAGCUACUCUUGCAAAUCACAUACAACACAUAAACUUGAAAAAUUUAGUUGUUCGUAUUGAAUUAAACAUGUAAGAAAUGAAACAUUUGAAAUGAAUACUUUACAUGUGUUGCUAAGAUGCAGACAUUUUAAUU
Molecule: messenger RNA, 1497 nt
Organism: Meriones unguiculatus (Mongolian gerbil)
Lineage: Eukaryota; Metazoa; Chordata; Mammalia; Rodentia; Muridae
Gene: Epyc
Product: epiphycan
Exons: 7
Coding region: 161-1129 (322 amino acids)
Molecular function (GO): protein binding
Source: RefSeq, a predicted model, not a curated record